AUGGAUUCUGUAUCAAAUUUAAUUGGGAAUUUAUUAUCAAUUGAAGAUACUGCCAAAGAAGAUAAUGAUAGAUCCAAAUUAAGAAAAGCUGCUAAAAGACAUAUAUCAAUUGAUUUGGAGAAUUUCACAUCAUUUUGGAAACGUGAUGCAACACAGGAAAGCAAUAAUCCAAUUCCUUCAAAUAAUGGAUUAAACACAAAUAAUACUCCUGGUGGAUCUGGUUCUGCAGCUGGGUCAAAUGAUACAUUAACACUGGGAGGUGAGCCUACAAGUACAAUCAUGUCAAAUACUUCUUCAUACUCCACAUAUCUAGGAACAGCGGCAGCAGCUGCUGCUUCCACAUCAUCAUCACAAUUCCUAUCUGACAAAUUAAUGGAAAAAGUAUUAUCAAUAAUGGGAUCAAAUGAAACCAUGGAUGAACAUGAAUCAAAAAUCUUAUCAUAUCGAGCAGAAGCUCUGAAACUGAGACCAGGAUUAAGUCUUGCCAUCAUGCAAAAACAUUCAAAUAUGUUACAUCAACGAAACUCGGGAACUUAUAUUUUAAUAAAUUCAAUAAUUGAUUUUUUGAAUUGGACAAAUCCAUAUUUUACCAUGGGGAUAUUAUUAAUUAUAACUCAUGUAAUAUUAAAACCUUAUUUAAUUACUAUUGUUCCGAUUGUUAAUGUAUUGGGAAAUAUUAUGAUUCCGCAUUAUUUGGUUAUAUAUCCUCCUGAUUCGACGUUUUAUCAUCAAUAUUUUGAACAAAACCCCUUGCCGGCGAAGGUUAGGGUUAAUAAAUAUAAGAUCCCCAAACCGAUUCCGGUACUUUCACAAGAAUUCGUGAUGAAUUUGACGGAUACGCAAAAUUUUAUGGAAUUUUAUAUAAAAUGUUGGGAUUAUAUGGUUUGGUUAACUAAAGAUUAUUUAUAUUUUAAGGAUGAAAAAGUUAGUUCGGCAAUAUUUAUCUCAUUGAUAAGUUUGAUGGUUUCGAGUUUAUAUUUGGUGCCCUUGGGGGUGGAUUAUUUAUUGAAACAUUUUAUUAUUGUUAAAUUAUGGGGGAUUAUUAAUAUUUGGUUGUUUGUUGUUAUGAAUCAUCCAUUGAUUAAAGGUCAAUUAUUGGAAUGGUUUUAUAGUGAACAUACAAGAUUAAAUUUCCAAAAUUAUGCCAAUAGGAUUGAAGAGAAAUUAACUCAAUCAUUAGUAGAUGAUCAACAAGAUCAGAAAACUAUGGACUUGUAUAAAUUAUUUCAUCAAGAUUUAGAAGAAACUAAUAACAACAGUACUCAAGAUGUUGAAAUGUUUGGAUAUCCUACCACGGUUGAGAUUUAUGAAUUACAAAAAUUAGAUCGUAGAACUAAGAUAUGGAGAUUAGUGGGGUUUACACCGAAUUUUUAUACCACGAAUACUGCAACUAGAAGAUUUAAUCUGGCGAUUAUAUCUCAAUUAGAAAUGAAUAAUGAAACAAUUGAUGAUUUUUAUGAUGAUUAUUAUAAUAAUAACGAUGAUGAGACCAAUAAUCAAUAUUCAGAAUUACCAUUCAAAAGACUACCCAAAAAGGAAUCAUUAUCAGAAAUUAAACCACCCAAGAAUUAUACAUUUGUCCCAGGAAGUAAAUGGAAAUUAGAUUAUGAAACUAAUAAAUGGGUUGAAGAAAACUUGAUUAAAGAUUUGGUUAUAAUUGAUGAUGAUGAAAAAUGGGCUUAUGAUGCAAUACCUGCAAUGUUUGAUAAUGAAGAUGGGACUAAUUCUGAUGUGAAUGAUUAUAUACCUAGACAAUAUUAUAGGAGAAGAAGAUGGAUAAGAGAUAUCAUAAGAGAAUCUAAUAAUAAUAAUAAUAAAAGACAUUAG
Messenger RNA from Hemisphaericaspora subhashii, 1827 nucleotides. RefSeq lists its product as uncharacterized. Gene Ontology annotation, cellular component: peroxisomal membrane. Lineage: Eukaryota; Fungi; Ascomycota; Pichiomycetes; Serinales; Debaryomycetaceae. Gene Ontology annotation, biological process: peroxisome organization. The record is from RefSeq and is a predicted model, not a curated record. Bases 1 to 1827 code for a protein of 608 amino acids. The transcript has a single exon.